Rhineura floridana is the source of this 2023-nucleotide messenger RNA. RefSeq names its product acetyl-CoA acyltransferase 2 (gene ACAA2). Gene Ontology annotation, molecular function: acetyl-CoA C-acetyltransferase activity. The coding region runs from base 199 to 1392 and encodes 397 amino acids. Gene Ontology annotation, biological process: fatty acid beta-oxidation. The record is from RefSeq and is a predicted model, not a curated record. Lineage: Eukaryota; Metazoa; Chordata; Lepidosauria; Squamata; Rhineuridae. The transcript is spliced from 10 exons.
CACUCGUACCUGCACGUGACCGUCUCGCCCGCUGGCGCUCCUCUUUUGUGCUGAAGAGGAGGAGGCUAGAAGCGAGGAGAAGUCGGUGAAAGGGCAAGGGCCAGGAUUGCAGCAGAGAGUGGGCGUGUAAGGGGGAGACCUUCAGCCUGAGCCGCUCGUCGAGAGGCGACGGAAGCGUUAGCCCGCCCAGCAGCCGACAUGGCCUUGCUCAGAGGUGUGUUCAUUGUUUCUGCCAAGAGGACCCCAUUUGGAGCUUAUGGAGGCUUCCUCAAGGACUUCACGGCCACAGACCUCUCUGAGAUUGCGGCACGCUCAGCCCUGUCUGCUGGCAAAGUGUCUCCCGAAAUCAUUGACAGUGUAAUUGUGGGCAAUGUCAUGCAGAGCUCUGCAGAUGCCGCUUACCUUGCACGACAUGUUGGUUUGCGUGUCGGAGUGCCAGUCCCAGUUCCUGCCUUAACAGUCAACAGAUUGUGUGGAUCAGGCUUCCAGUCCAUCGCCAAUGGAUGCCAGGAAAUUUGCCUUAAUGAAUCAGAUGUGGUGCUGUGUGGUGGAACAGAAAGUAUGAGCCAAGCUCCAUAUGCUGUCCGAAAUGUCCGCUUUGGAACAAAAUUUGGAGUUGAUCUCAAGCUAGAAGACACAUUAUGGGCAGGUCUAACAGAUCUGCAUAUCAAAACCCCUAUGGGGGUUACAGCUGAAAAUCUUGCUGCAAAAUAUAAUAUCACAAGGGAAGACUGUGACCGCUACGCAGUAAAGACACAGCAGAGAUGGAAAGCUGCUCAUGAAGCUGGCCACUUCAAAGCCGAGAUGGCACCUGUUGAAGUGAAAACCAAGAAAGGCAAGCAGAGUAUGGAGCGGGAUGAGCAUCCCCGACCAGAGGCAACGAUGGAACAGCUGGGAAAGCUGCCUACGGUCUUCAAGAAAGAUGGGACUGUCACAGCUGGGAAUGCCUCGGGAGUAUGUGAUGGAGCUGGAGCAGUGAUCAUAGCAAGUGAAGAGGCCAUAAAGAAGCACAGCCUCACUCCCUUGGCUAGAAUAGUAGCCUAUCAUGCAUCUGGAUGUGACCCCAACAUUAUGGGCAUUGGUCCAGUCCCUGCUGUUACUGAAGCCCUGAAGAAAGCUGGCCUUUCCCUGAAAGACAUGGACUUGGUUGAGGUCAAUGAGGCUUUUGCUCCACAGUACUUAGCAGUGGAGAAGGUUUUGGGUCUGGACCCAGAGAAAACAAACAUCAAUGGAGGAGCCAUCGCUUUGGGUCACCCACUGGGUGCAUCAGGCUCAAGGAUCACUGCUCAUCUGGUUCACGAACUAAGGCGCCGUGGGGGUAAAUAUGCAGUUGGCUCUGCUUGCAUUGGAGGGGGCCAAGGUAUAGCUGUCAUCGUUGAGAACACAGCCUAAAGGGCAGUCAAGGAUCUUCAGUGAUUUAACAAUGAAAUCUCCACCAACUGUUACAUGCUCACUAAAAGAAUUUAGAGAGAAGAUGACUUAUGUGCACAUUCAAGAACCUGACUGACAUUAACUAUCUGGCAGUGGGGAGGAGGGAAUAGUGCAAUCUUACAGAAAUAAAAGAAGAAUAUAACUAGAUAAUCUAAUUCACUUGUGUGGAUCCAGCCCUCAUAUUCACUGAUCUCCUACUUCCUGCUGAGCUAAAAUGUGAUUCCUAAGUAGGAAUUUUCUUGAGUAAAUGUUAAGGUGCUAAUUAUCUACUAAACAUACCUUGCACCAAAGCAGAGACCUACCUACUAUUUUGGCAACAUUGUCUUCCAAGCUGUUGUUUCUUCUCACUGGAACACUUCUGCAAAUGUAGGUCAGCAAGGAAUUUUGCAUUUCCAGAAAGUACAAGUUUUUGUUAAAUGGCUUUUGCAUGAAGUGUGUACUGGCUGCGUACUGUUAAGAGCUAGGAGCACAAUGUGGCAAAAAUCAGUGUGCCUUUAUGUAGAAAAAUUAAAAGAUAAGAAUUAAAUCAAAGGAUUUUAGUUUUGUCAUCUUGCAAUGCUUGGACUUAAAAUUAAAUAUUUUAAAUUUAGAA